Staurois parvus is the source of this 342-nucleotide messenger RNA. The record is from the annotation of a GenBank genome assembly. Lineage: Eukaryota; Metazoa; Chordata; Amphibia; Anura; Ranidae.
GGCGGAUUUUACAUCAAUUCUGGAACACUGCAGUUCAGACAAGCUUCGGGUUCUGAGGAUGAAUUUGUCAAAGAGAAGAAAAAGAAAUCCCCAAAGAAAAUGAAGGAGAGGGGAGACAAAAUUAAGAAGAAAAAGAGAGAAGAUGAGAAAAAGGGAAAGAAAAACAAACACCCAAAACCAGGUUUCACAGCUCUAAAUGGAGCCAAGGACAAAAAGAAGAAAAAAUCAACCGUUGAUGUAAAAGAGAUGCUGGCCAGGUUCGAGCGGGAGAAGGAAGCAGCAAAAAACAAACCCAUGGCUGCUACCAUCAGCAUGGCGCCAAAGCCUUCCUCCCUGUCCUCU